This is a messenger RNA of Myxocyprinus asiaticus (Chinese sucker), 2918 nucleotides long. RefSeq names its product protein S100-A13-like. Lineage: Eukaryota; Metazoa; Chordata; Actinopteri; Cypriniformes; Catostomidae. The transcript has 3 exons. The record is from RefSeq and is a predicted model, not a curated record. Gene Ontology annotation, cellular component: perinuclear region of cytoplasm. Bases 178 to 480 code for a protein of 100 amino acids.
CUGACACGGAAGGUGGAUUUGGUGUGUGUGUGAGUGUGUGUGUUUCUCUCGCUGAGGGGGAGGAUUCAGGAUGUCAGCCAAGAUGUGAUGGUAUGCUGAGAGAGUAAAGUAACAAUUACUUCACGACGGGAAGAGGAAAGUUUUUCAAGAGAGAGAGAGAGAGAAAAAAAAAGUAAAAUGGCGACAAAGCUGUCCGACCUGGAGAAUGCCAUUAACACCUUGGUCACAAAAUUCCAUUCUGCUUCUUCUGACAGUCAGCCUACGCUGAAGGCAGAUGAGUUUAAGAAACUCCUCUCCUCCCAGCUGCCAAAUUUGGUCAAGACUGAUAGUAUUGGAGAAGUGCUGAAGCAAAUGGGGGUGAAAGAAGGGGAAGGCAUCAGCUUCAAAAACUUCUGGAGCUUGAUCCAGAAUUUGGCCACUGCCCAACAUGGUCUGCUGAGCAAUGAGAAGUUGUCCAAAUGCACCUGCCUUUUACAAUGAGCUGUUGGCUUCAACCACAGCUGCCAACAAGACCUGGUCUCUCUGCAUCUCUGCAUUUACCCCAAACCACAAUCCAUCAUCUUUUUACAAAAACUUCCCUGGUAAUUCCAAUAAAAAAAUGUUGCCAAAAUAAAUACACCUUGUCCAUUAUUUUUUCUGUAAAUUAGCUGUUUUUACAGUGUAUUGAGCAUUACAGCAAUCAUCUCUCUUCCAUCGGUGUCAUUUAAAUAUCAAGUAAAUCUUAUGUACACACAAGUUAUCUGGUCAUGAACCUAUUGAGCGCAGCAGUGCCUGACCAUUUUUCCAGCCUUCUUGGUUCUGGAAAGUUUUUUUUUCCCCAUUUAUUUCUUCCAUAGGGAUUUCAUAAAUCCUUAAUAAAAGAGUUCUAAGCCAUGAAAACCAACCAGCUCUGACCUGAAUUGCCGCUUUCUACAUUUUGUUGCAGUUUCCUGGUGAAAUGAACACUAGAGGCGCUACAACAACCACAUGUUUUAUUCACUUUCAACGGGUACUAUGGCUUUUUAUGACUUUAUAAACACUUAUUUUUCACUCUGUUACAUAAACACUGCUAUGUUAUUAUAUCAAACCACUUUAUUCUAACGCAUCAUUUGAAAAUGAUACACUUUAACACUUGUAUUACAGACCCACCUACAUUUACACACUUAUUCCAAUUUGAUUAACUUCCGCGGUAGCUCUGACUUUGGACUUGGAGAACAAGCCUUAAACCCUGCUCAAAAUGAAAGUGAAGCAAAAAUGCUAUAGAGGCGACACAAAAUUACGUGUUUGAUUCAUUAAAUGUGCUUUUAAUGUUGCAUUUGCUUUUAAAACACUAUCGGUUAGGUUUAGGUGUUGGUUUAGGGUAAGGAUGUCUGUUUUGUUCACCUCUCAUUUAUCUUUUUGAGCACUAUUGUUUAGGUUUAGGCUAAGGUUUUGGGUUGGAGGGUACGUUUUACUCAUUAAAACAUCUACCUAAUAUUCAUCUUAAAAACCUCGUCUGAUUACAACAUCAUUUCACUCGCUUUUGGCACCCCCUGCUUGAAAUUUCACUGGGAAACUUCAGCCAAUUUUGCCAUUGUCACGUAAUUUCAUGAGACCAGGCUAAGUAGUGUAGUUCUUCACCAGGAAUUCUGCUAUUAAACACACUUUCUAAAAAUAAAAUCGAAAUAACUGACUGUUGGAUUCAGCAGAAGCAUAGACCAUUGAUUAACAUCCACUAGGUAGGUCUUUAAAGCUCUACAAAUUAUCGUUAAAAAUCAAUUCCCCUACGGAGAAAAUGAAUGGGAUUUUUACUUCUGGAAACAGACUGUGCACUCUGUUGUCCCUAUAUUAACUACUUUAUAUACAAAGAAGUGAAUUGGAGUGCACUUUCUUUUCAUUUGCAGCUGGAGUUUCUCACACAAGUACAUUUAACAUGAUAGUUUUAACCUGUGUAUUGCUCUGUAAAGUUUAUAUGACCUGUGUAUUUUUCUGUUUCACAACACUAGUGUAGCAUUUAACACUACUGGUCUAAACUACACUGUUGCCAUAUUAGUCUAAAGCAUGUGUAUCACACUUCAGAAAAAAACUAAGCGUUUUCUUUUAAAUAUUUUUGUAACUCUGCUCUCUUUUCUUUUUUUUUCUUUUUUUUGCCAAAAAAAAUAAAAUAAGAAUAAUAAUUAUUAUCCAGAAUUAUUGUGUAAUAAAUUUCACAUCUGUCACUGUUUGAUUUUUUUUUAUUUUUAUAAAAUGUUAUAAUCUUUAUGUUUUAAAUCUGUUAUUUAGAAUCAAUAAUGGCACUUUUAAACAGCUGAUGUUGAAACAUGAACACUAUCUGCCUUUUUGUACUGAAUGAGGUCCUUAUCAACAUAAAGUUCAAACUACUAUAGAAUAUCAAGUCUUGAGAUGUUAUAUUUUAAAUCUUGUGAUUUUACUACUGUAUCUUUCCAUGCUAAAUAACUGCAUGUUACAACUUAUUUUUUCAUUCUGCAUUCUAAAGUCCCUGUAUGUGUGAAACAGAGUCAUCAACCACAGUUUCACAACUGUCUUUAAGUGUACUAUAAUUUAUAUAGUCUUGUCUUGCAGAGUCAGAGGAAAGAAUACAAAUGUUUGGAUCUUCAAUGUAAAUUAUCAAGAUAAACUGGUGAAUUUGUGUGAUAAUUCCAAAGUGUUCAAGUUCUCUUCUGAGUUCCUUCAGAUGUAAGACCAGUUCAUAUUUAUUGGAAUUUGUAUAAGGUUAACUCCUUGUAUGCAUGAUUGGAAAUGGUCAGAGGCAACACAAGGCAACAGGCCAGAAUUUAAUAAAUUAUUCCCACAGAUAUAUAGCUGAGUUUAGCAUUCAUCUGAUGUUUUUGUUGAUGGUCAUUUAUAAUGAGUGGGAUUGAAAGAUGUGUCGUCUUCCAAAUUUCCUCAGUUUGAAUUAUUAUUCAGCAAUAAAAGUCACAGAUCAAAAGCUUCCUUAA